Molecule: messenger RNA, 11807 nt
Organism: Bactrocera oleae (olive fruit fly)
Lineage: Eukaryota; Metazoa; Arthropoda; Insecta; Diptera; Tephritidae
Gene: br
Product: broad-complex core protein
Biological process (GO): regulation of transcription by RNA polymerase II
Cellular component (GO): nucleus
Molecular function (GO): protein binding
Source: RefSeq, a predicted model, not a curated record
GACGAAAAGCAGGCAACUCUCCGAAUCAAUUGGACAGGCUGACUGCGCUUUUUGCGAAUUCAGUUGAGUUUUUUAAUUCGAUCAGCGCACAGUAAAGGUUCUGUAACUAAAAAGUUAGUGAGCUAAACGCAUUCGCGUCAGUUUAGUGCGCCCAGGCCGAACGUAAAUUACAAGCAUACGCGCAGUCCUACAGUGUUCACCAACACAAGCGCACAAGGCUAUAUACUUAGAUACAUACACGCUUAAGUACUGAUACGCUUGACGCUUAGCUUGCUGGCUAACUGAGCGCACGCAAGUAGACUUGCGGAUAUAAAAUUCUACGCAAGAAACGGAAUACUUUUUCGCCUCAAAACAAAUUUAGACGUGCAACAAAACGGAAGGAAUUCGGAAAAGCAAAACAAACACUCCCGAAAAAAUCAAAUACCUGAAACAAUUGUGAUCUAAUGAUAUAACGGUUAUAUGAAUCAAUAUUAGACAAUCGUCAGUGAAACAGCAAGAAUUGAACUCAACUAAGACCGAAGCAGAAGGAUAGAAACUUUGAACGGCAAAUCAAGUGAAUUAAAAAAAUAAAUAAAUAAAUAAAUAGUGAAACUGAACAUUUCCAAAAAAAAUUAUAUAAAAAUAAGUGAGCCCAGAAACAUUUAUGCUCGGCCAAAGAGAACUUGAAUUUUAAAAAAUGGAACAUAAAUUGCCAAAAUCUUUCAACAAAAUUCUGCUCAUUACGUAGUGGAACACAUAAAUAUUCAGUUUUAUUUAAAUUUAUGAAAAAUAUAUCUACACAAAUAUAAACAUAAAACGCACAUAACAAAGUAAACUUCCCAAAUAGUCAAACUUAAGGGAAAGUACAAGCAAAAGCAAAACUUAAAGAAGGCGGUUCUAAACAACCAUAAAAACAACAACAUAAUAACAUAACAUUACAAUUACAUCUACAACUACAACUGAAAGAAAACAACUGCAGUCAGUUGGAGAAAAAUAAUUAAUUUCCAAAUAACAGCAGUCACAGCAACAAGAACAACAACAACAGCAUAUCCAUAAGAGUGAAAGCACGUCAUUAGGGACGCUUUCAACAGCGUCAACGCAACACCCACACAUACAAGGACACGGAAGCGGACAUAGUCAAGCCAGCCGCGAAGAUGGACGAAACACAGCAUUUCUGUUUGCGCUGGAACAACUACCAAAGCAGCAUAACGUCGGCGUUUGAGAAUCUCCGCGACGAUGAAGAUUUCGUCGAUGUGACACUGGCGUGCGAGGGGCGCAGCAUCAAAGCGCAUCGCGUCGUCCUGUCGGCGUGCAGUCCAUAUUUUCGCGAUUUACUCAAGAGCACACCUUGCAAGCAUCCAGUGAUUCUGCUCCAGGAUGUCAACUUUCUCGACCUACACUCGUUGGUGGAAUUCAUAUAUCACGGUGAGGUGAACGUGCAUCAAAAAUCUUUACAGUCCUUCCUUAAAACGGCAGAGGUACUUCGAGUCUCGGGUCUCACACAACAGCAGGCCGAGGAAACCCAUAGUCAAUUAGCUCAAAUACAAAAUCUGGCGAAUGCUGCCAAUGCCACACGCACUCCACUUAAUUCACACCACACAUUGCUCGAUGAGCCGCCGCUAUAUCCACGCAACAGCGGCUCACCACCGCCACCUCCACAAUCCCAACAGCUGCAAAUGGCAUCCACACACAUCAACAGCCAGUUGUUUAAGCGCAGCAUGGCGAUGCUACGUCGCGAGAGGAACAACUCCACACCAUCGGUCGAAGACUCGAAUAAUGCCAUGAAGCGUUUGCGUGGACCCGACAACGGUUUGCCGUCUAGCAAUAACAACAGUCCCGAAAUUGUACAUCAACGCAGCACAUCACCGCAAUUGACACCGGCCGAUUUCUCAACCAUCAAGCACAAUAAUAACAACACACCGCCGCUGAAGGAAGACAAACGUAAUGGACCAUCUGGUAAUAACGGCAAUAGUGGCAAUGUUAAUUCGGACACUGGCAACGGAAACGGUAUCGCAAAUAAUGACAAAGUGAGCGGUAGCUUAACUUCCUCACCGCUAACACGCACCGCCGAUGAUGUCAAAUCGGAACCCAUGGAACUAGUAUGCUCGAAUAAUAAUCCGACAGUAGUCGAUGAGCACAGUAACGACUCCACUGGUGAGCAUGAAGCGAACCGAUCUAGCAGCGGCGAUGGCGGCAAAGGUUCUUUAAGUUCGGGAAACGAUGAGGAGAUUGAUAACAACAUGCCAACACAUCCUCCACCACCAUAUCUGAUGUCACCGGCAGAGAGCAAAUUAUUUUCACCGGCCGCCUUUAAUUUUCCCAUGAGCGGUCUAGAUCCUGCCACGUUAGCUGGUUUUAACUCGCAACUACAGUCAGCCGCCGAAAUAUCAGUUUCUCCGCAAGGACAUUCACCUAAGAAACUCUUCUCAUGUCAUCUGUGUGGUAAGCUUCUAUGUUCGAAAGCCUCGCUCAAGCGUCACAUCGCCGACAAGCACGCCGUGCGCCAAGAGGAAUACCGCUGCAUCAUCUGUGAGCGCGUAUAUUGCUCGCGCAACUCCCUGAUGACACACAUUUACACAUACCACAAAUCGCGCCCCGGUGAGAUGGAAAUGAAGGACAUCAAGCUCUAUCAUCCGUUCAAUUCGUCGAUCUGAAACGCGAUGCGCAAUUUGUAUAAUUGCAAUAUGCCAUCGGUAACAAUCGCCGCAAUGCCAAUAGCACUCAAACCAAAACCAACACAGACGCCAACAGUCACACUAGCAAAGCCAAUAGAUGAAAGCACAAACAGCUUGCAUGCUCAAGCUGCAAGGGAGACGAGCCCGAUUGCCAGUAAACAGAUGAGCACAGCAACUCAGCUGACCAAAUGUGAUAAAAAUCAGCAACAACAACAACAACAAUAUAGAUUACAACAACAGCAGCAACAUCAACAACAACAACAACAACACUACCUCUAUACUGAGUACCACCAAUGGCGGCAUGGUGACUCAGUACCACAAAUGCAACAAGCACAUUCUCGCCAAGACGACGCAUUCCAUUUGCAGAAUCUCAUCAAACAACGACAAAUAAUGACCUUGUACGACUACUACAUGUACCAACGCCACCCGUCGCCACCGAUACCGACGCAGACCAAAGCUUUAGGUUCGGAUCUCGACUUACGUGCCGAGUAUGCACGAGUGGCUCGACUAUAGCGACAAAAAAUCUAGAACUAGAAAAUUACAAAAACAAAAUAACAAUAACAUUAAAGCAAUGCCAUAAAGUAGUGAUAACUGUAAACCUUAGAAGUUAGCGACAUACACACAUUGACAACUGCAGAAAACUAUACACGUACAUACAUAACUGCCUACUAUAUGCAUAAUAUAGAGAUUAGCAAACAAUUGACAAUUUAAGCAUUAGAAUUAUACAUACACUCACACAUAUGCAAGAUUCUCAACUUAGCUCUCUUGGAACUAAAACCGUAACUGCUCAACUAUUUACAAUAUACACAUGCAUACAUACAUGCAUACAGACAUACGUAUAUACCUAUGUUAGUAGCGCAAAUAAUUUUUUAGGUUAGGUGUACAAUAUUAGGCGCAUUGUAGGAGCUCAAGCAUAUACGAAGGCAUAUACAAAUAAGUUUAAGUUUACUUGCAACAUACAUACAAACAAAUGUAUGUAAGCAGCUGCAAACCUUUAUAUUACAUUUACGCAGCAUACUCGUAUAAAUAGAAACCGCAUACGUACUCGUUCUACAUUGCACGACUUUUUCGUGCAGGACUUUUAUUCUAAAUGACCACCGUAUUCCACAACUACCCACUGUGGCCUUCUAUUGUGUCUACCACACGCACACGCACGCAUUCGGAGCGUGUAUGUGUGCGUGCAUAUAAACUCCUUAAUGUAGUCAAUUCGAACUAGAAACCUUUUUACGGCAUUUAUAAUAAUGCCCUUUACACAUUUUUAUAACUUAUGUAUCUAUAUGGAACUAUAUCGGUGACAAGGAACAGACUUGUUGAACUUACUAGCCUUAGCUUACUGGAAACUGAACUAAAAACAUAAAUAACUAAUAUUUACGAGUAAUUAUAAACAAUUGCAAAAUGGAUCGGCGCCACAUUGAAGCAUAAAGACACACGCAGCGAUACAAAAGACUCGAGCUACGAACUUCGUUGCGCGGCGCGUAGACUUGUCGGCUCAUAGCAGAAUGUGUGUGCAUCGGCGGAGCAACAGCGCGAGCAAUCUUCUGAUGUGCUCAGCAAAGUAUUUAUCAUAAACAUUAAUCGCGUACAAAGAAAUUACAAAAAUUGAUUCCCUGACCCAAGCCCCCAAAAACAAACAUCCAAAGUGAGAGAUGAGCCCAAAGUACUCAAGCAAUUAAUAGCUCAUGACAACUCUACAAAUAAGCAGCCUAACGCGGUUUUGGGUCAACCAUGCCAAAUGAUUGAAGUUACCAACGUCAAGGUUAGCAAAUAAAAAGUCAUCAAGAACAAACUCGUAGCAAAAAUAAACUGGAACUAUUUCAAGUAGUUAGUUCACGUUCACGGACUAUAUCCACUCAAAUAAUUAUGAAUAUAGCUAUAUCUUCAUCUGUUAAACCGUUGUCUUUCACUCUACCUAUUGGCCCACACUAUCCCUUUUGGGUCUAAUAAUCUCCUCUCUUUCUCUCUCUCACACAUACGCUAUCAAACUCACUCGACGACACUAGAAGGUGUAUCUCUCCGUAAUUGUAAUGGAUCUUCUCACACAAUCACUCACUCUUUCUUUAUUUCUCUAUAUAUAUAUAUACCUAUAUAUCUCUCUCAACUAGUUGGACCCUCUGUCCGAGCAUUAGUAUUAAAGGUCUCGCUCUCAUUCACACCGUUAUAUUACAUACAUACUUGUAGGUAAUAUUUCACUGCUGUAUUGUUGAUAUCUCGUAUUGAUUCUAGCACAAUGUUGGGCUAAAUCUAAUUACUAUCCUAUAAGACAUUCCACUAUUCAUUAUGACAGCUUGUAGUUAAAUAAUGCAUACGCAUAUGCACAGUGCAUACGAAAGAGAAAUCAUCUGGUGAAGAAAGCACGAAUGCAUACAUAUACACAUACAUACAUAUAUACAUAUACAUAUGUAUAUAAAUUGCGGCCUAAAGGCUUUCUUUUAGUAUUCAUUCAUACAUUUGUACAUAUACAAUAAAUAUAUAUACAUACUUUCACGAGUAGAAUAGUAAGCUGCUAAGGGGCUCCAGUAAAACAACGUCUGGGUCUACACUUUUCAAUUUCUAUCUCGAAAUUCACGCCUCUGCAGUAGCCCUAUAUUUCUAAACUAACCGCUAACUUCCUUGGCAGUGCUUAUUUCUUUGAUUCAUCACUAGUUCGACUAACCCCUUCUCGCUUUUUUACUAAAAACAGUUAUUUACUUUUUGUUUUUAUUUUAUUUUUAUUCUAAAUAUUUAUCUCACAUGUACUGAAUUAGCUUCUACUUACAUACAUAUGUACAACGACGUACAUGCGAUUGAAAAGUUUGGAGAUUUUAAGAGGACUAGGGACUAGGAGUGGCAACCUGCUGAAAAAAUUAAAAAAAAAAAUUUUUUUGUUCUUUUUCAAUUUCAAAAAUUAAGAUUUAUUUAUUUUAUCAUUAUAUAUAUGUGUAAGUUGUCAUCUAUGGUGUUCUACUGCUGAGAGAUUUGAUGGCCGUUCUCAUUUUUGCUCUACUCCGCUCCGUUACAUAAACUUAUUCAACAGGGGUUUCAUCUGUAAGUCAUCUCCUUGUAUUAUUUCAUCUUAAUCUCCGUAUUGACACUAUCCACUCUCCUGAACUCUACCCGAGAGAAGUUGUAGCUAUAGUCAGUCUAUAUAUAUCUCUCUCUUUUCUUUCCUAUUGUCUCCGUCUCACGUCCUCGUUGUAUGGAAUUCCACUGCGUUUUUCUUCUAAUUAAAUAAUACUCUUAAACCUCUUCCAUAAUAAAUAUUUAUAAAUUCAACUUGAAUAUACUUAAUUUAGGAUGUAUCUAGUACAUCUCCUUUGAGUUUGGUAAGUUUUUGCUAUAUUUUACAGACCGUCAUCUACGUAUGUACUUGCAUAAGUUAUUUAAGUAAUGAAUACUCUGCUUAUGACUUACUCAAUUCAUCAGCUAAUCAUCACUCAUCAGCCUAGCAGUCAUGACGCGCACACACACAAUACAUCGUUCGACGUCCUUAUUGUAUUUUUAUUUCAUCGUCAACAACCAAAAUCAUCAACUUCAUCAUCGUCAUCAUCAUCAUCGCAUACAUAAAUACAUACAUACAAACAUGCACCCAUACACAUCUGUGCAGGCACGUCUUCUGCGCCCUGCCACAUUCUCACUCCCUCUCAAUCAUUUAUAUAUAAAUUAACGCUGAAAACACACACACAUGCGCACACACUCGAAAUUCAUGCGUCGAUCAAACAACUGCGCUUGCUUUGCCUUUUUGCUUUCGCUUUUAAUUUUUACUGUUACGCCGUUUUACAUAGCCAGCGCUCCGUGGCUUCGCCUGCGCUUUGCUUGCACCUGUAUGCUUGACUCCCUUUGACUUGCACGUAGCUUGUAAUCUAACGCUUAUCAAUACAUACGCAUGUAUAUAUAUACACACAUACACAUAUAUAUAAAUAGUAGAAAAUUGUUGCAUGCCACAUUUGUAAUUUUGAUCAUUUCAUUUGUGUUUUUGUCUUAAUUUAUUAUGUAAAUAUAUUUCGAAUUCUUUCUAUUGUACUUAUUUACCGUUAAAAGUGAUAUUUUAAGUUGGAAAAUAUAUAUUACGCUAAGUAACUCAAGUCAGCGCGUAGAAUUGCCUAUCCGAAAUAGCCAAAUAAAAUAGCAAAGCAGAGAGCUCUCGCCAGCAGUUCUACGCCUACUUGGGGAUUAGUUGAGUUACUUCAUUCUUAUAAAUUUCAACUACGCAACCUUUUUUCAACUUUCGCUUUAAAAAAGGAGUUUUACUAUCCUCAAAACACCACUUUUUUAGAAUAUUUUAUAGAAAAAAAAGGAUGAAAUUUCUUUGAAAGUCGCUUUCAAAGCGACCACUACAGAAGCUACCAACUGCUUUUCCAAUUCUAAAUUAUUUGUAUAUUUAACCUAGAGCUGGUUUCGAAUACCUCCACAUUUACUCUUACACAAUUCAAAUAGUUUAAGCCUUUCUUCUGCUGUCUCUUCUCUCGCUUCAAAAUUAAAUAAAUUAAUUUAAAUAUAUUACGAACUCUAUCUAAAAAUAUUUCGCUAGUAAACAAUUGUAUACUUGUAUAUUUAAUAUUAUUUCUCAUUUCUACGCGUACUAUCUCACUCUUUACACGCGCACACACACACACUUUUGAUUUCCUUUUACUUCUCGAAGAGACCAUGCCUACGCCGGAAUCUUUUUUAUCAAAUACUAAUCGACAUUUUCUUUACCCUUUGCUUGUCCUCUUUCCCCCCUUUAGGCGCACACACAGCCAUCCGCUCAGCAGCUGCGUCACCAACAAGUUCGGCCUCUUCGCCACCCUCACCGCCUACGGCGCUCACCUCGCCGUCACCCUCUUCACUAAACUCGUUAGCAUGCAAUGGUGGCGUUGGCGUUGGCAGCGGCGUCGGCGCCAGCCUCUUCAACAUGCACAGCUCAUCGCCGCCACGCCCCGGCAGCGGCGGCAACAUCACACCUAACGGCACAGCCAGCGGCGGCACUCUGCCUGCAACGCCCACUUUGACAACCACACCACCACAAAUGCCGCUGCGCAUGCCGCCACCCACCAGCGGCGGCAUCAACGAGCCGCAAGAGUGUCCCUACUGCCGACGCACCUUCUCGUGCUACUACUCGCUGAAGCGACACUUCCAGGACAAGCACGAACAGUCCGACACACUGUAUGUCUGUGAGUUCUGCCACCGACGCUAUCGCACCAAGAACUCGCUCACCACACACAAGAGCCUACAGCACCGCGGCUCAAGCGGCAUGCUAAAGCGCCUACUGAAGACAUCCGCAAUCAAGAACGUGCUCGUGCCGCCGCACCAUCACCAUCACCACCAUCUGACGCAUCCGCGCGCCAGCCUCUUUGACUUCACUAGCGAGCUGGGACAGCCACCACCGGGCAUACAAUAGGAUUUCAGAUGGAAUGCGAUUUUCUAGAGGACCCACUGAGAUGAGCGUGGGCGCGCAAUCGGCUAUCGGAUUUAUCUAAACUCAUACAUACAUACAUAUUUACAAUUCUACUUAUGCAUAGGCGAGCAUACUAAUUUACUUAUUUUAAUUGUUGUACUUGUAAUUGAGUAAUGCUUGGGCAUUACUGAAUGUAAUUUGGAAUCAGUUCGGUCGAUUUUAUUUCAUCAACUGCCCACACACACACAUACAAGCAUACACAUGCACAAAAAUGCAUAUUCAAAGCAAAUGCGUACGAAACGCGGUUAAGAGCGCGGCCACAGCGCCGCGCAAGUGCAAUACAUAACGGAAGCGAAGAUAGGGAGGCAAAUUGCUGAAAACUGGCUUCAAACGCAAUAAGAAAACACAUACAGCAACAUAUUUGUGUAGAAGUGCAACAGUGGAGGAGUUACAUAAGUAUAAGCGAACGGAUCAUUGUAAAUAUACACACUCACACACACAUCUAUGCAGUUGUAAGCAAAUAUUUAGUAGUAUUGAGAACGUCUAAUAUCUAUUAAUGUAGCUACAUUUAAUCCUAGUUUACUUACCAAUUACCGUUAGAUUAAUUAUUAUGAAUUAUUUACUUACUGCAAAGCUAAGAUGCAUUGAAACCAUACUUGUACGAUAGUUCUUGGCCAAAUUGGAAAGAGAAUGAAGGACUUAAAUAGUGAGUACGGCCUCCACAUAGCUGGCACAUGGCGUAUGCAGCGGUGGGGGGUUGGCAAUUGCUUUCCCCUUAUCAUACUUGUACAUAUCAUGGCGUAUACGCGAAGUUAGCAACUUACCUUUCGGACUACCUAGCAAAAUUGAAAUUGAUUAGCAGAAAUCAAGCGGAAAAAGUAAAAUAAAUUAACGCAAAUUUUCCAACGCCUCUGCCGCUGCACGUCUCUGCUUUUAUAUGGAGAAGACCGAGAAGCAAAUAGUUUAUUGUGCAACAUAGAGUUUUAGCGAUCGGUUUCUUGUGUUUCGCCAUUUACUUUUACUAAUUUUGAAUUCAUUUCGAAUGCGCGGCAAAAUCUCUAAAAAUCAAAUGUAUUCCAACUGAACAAAAACAAAACAAAAACAAAAGAAAUAAAAUAAAAUCUAAAAUCAAUUAAUUAAAGUAAACAAAGUAUUUGUUAGAAAGUCAGGUGAAGUGUUAAGCAGUUUUUAGCAAAAGAAUAAAAGAAAUAUCCACUUGGAAAUAUGUACGCAGAUCAACACAAGAAACUGGGAGUGAUUGGUGAUUUUAAUUAGGCGUAAUUUGGGCAACACAGUGUGCCAAAACGGCCGUUUGCAUUUCUUAAUUAAUUAUGAUAAUAAAGUAAAUAUAGUGAGGUAAAGAAAACCAAUUUGUACUAGAAAUGCAUAGUUUAUUGCGUUUAUUGCAAAUUUGGAUACUUAUAUAUAUAUAUAUAUAUAUACAUACAUACAAAUAUGUAUACAUAAUUAAAUACAUUAAUUAAACUUAAUUAUAUGUAUGUAAAUGUAAAAUGAACUUUAUCAGGGAUUAAUAUCAGUAGAAUGUCCUUUUUUCUAUGCAAUUAAAUAUAUUAAAUUAAUGAAGAAACAAAAACAACAACAACAACAUAAGGAAAAGAAACAAACAAACUUAACCUUAAAAUUAAGCAUACAAAUUUAAAUCUUAAAAUGGAAUCUAUGAAAUUUAUUGCAAACUUACAAACAUAUAUGUAUACAAUACACAAGUACACACACAUACAAAUCUAACAGUAAGUCACCAAUUAUACACACAUAUGAAAGACGCAGACAUAUUUAUGCAAAAUGCACAACAACAAACUCAGUGAUUUUCACCAGUGAAGUACAAAUUACUUGAAAUUUAUACAAACAAAUGAAAAUGAAAUGCAAAUGAAAAGUAAAAAUAUUAAAAUAUAUAAUAAAAAUUGAAUAAAAUAGAUUUGCAUAACUGUUUUGGAACCUUAGAUUUGUAAUUGCAUAAAACAUGUACAAACACACAUUUACAAAGAAGAAGUAAUAUUGAAAAAACAUCUGCAAACACGAAGCAGUUUGAAAAACGUCGAGAAAUUCAGUACGAAAAGCCUCAAAAACCUCAAAGUUUUUAUUUUCAUAAAAGAAAAUCGCACAAUUUUCACAGCGAAAUUGUGGUAAUUGCUGAAAAAAUGUUUAAACGUUAAAACCAAAACAAAAACAAAAGUAUUUUUCUAAAUGUAUAUUAAAAAGAUUUUCGCUCAAAGUAGAACACAAUUUUUUAACUAUAUAAGCGUGUAAAUAUCAAAGCAAACUUAAAACAAGUAAUUAUAUGCCAAGAAAAACUAUAAGUUGAAACAUAUUUAAAAUUCACGAAUUAAAUUUAGAAAAACACAACAAAACAGGAACAUGUAAUUUUAGCAUUUAAAAAAAAAAAAUAACACUUUGCCAGUAUCAAGCGCGCCGACUUGGCAGCGCGACUGUCGAAUUGCUAUUUUGCACAUAUCCGUAAAUUAACUCAGGAAAUACUACUUAUAAAUUAAAAAUUAUAAAUUAUAAACUAAAAUAUAAAAAAUAAAUAUAUAUAAUCAGACAGAACAAAAACAAGGCAGAAAUGUAGCACAAGAAGGCUUUUAAGCGCAAGCAGACAGCUUAAGACGCUAGCAACAAGAGCUCUUGUAGCACAAAAGCAGAUUCACACAGAAAGUCACACCGCAAGCAGAAAAUGUUGUGAACCCAACUAAUCAAACCGUGCCCCGUAAAAGUCAAAAAUAUUAUAUAAUAUAUAUAAGCACACAUUGUACAGUUAGUGGCGGACUUUCAUGCAAAUUGCUAGAUUCGGCGACUUAACACAGCUCCAGUAGGGUUUUCCCGCUUGAGGGACAUAUGUGCCAAACAGUCGCCAAGUGCGCCGGUACAGCUGAGUGUUGAGUUGAGUUUCAAAACAGCGCAAAGCAAACCAAGAGCGUUUCAAUCACGUGACUCAGCUAACAGCUAUCGACUCAGUGCUAACAAAUGUUUUAAAGAUUAAGCGCGUAUGUACAUAAGUAUGUAGUUGCAUAGGCGCCAUAUAGAUUAUGUGUAUGUGUCUAGCUGUAUCUAGCUGUAGACGACAGAGUUUCCUUAAAUUGUAAUUGUAUAAUUUAUUUUUAAUGGUUUUUAACUAAUUUUAAUUUUGUUUUGUUUUUGUCUAUUGUACUCUUUAAUACUUAAUGAAUUCGUAUUUUUCGUAAGUGUAGUUUAAAGCAUGAAUAUGAAAACAAACGAAAAAAAACAAAAAAACAAAUAACGGCGUGUGUUGGUAGUCAUGCGCGAUAAUUUAUUAAUUUUUUUUUAUCAAAAUUUUAAACAUUUAAAAUUAAAAAACAUACAACAAACUGUGAUCUAUUUUCUCUCAAAUUUACAUACAAAAUUCUUGUUUGGCUGUUAACUAUUUUUACACAAAGUAAGAGAUAUUCAAAUAUUCGAAAAAAAUAUUAUGAAUUAAGCAAAAAUUUUUUGUACAAAAUUUACGUUUAGGCCUCACGUGCAAAUUUAUAUGAUUUUAUUUAUGUAUAUUUUUUAAUUUUUGGUGCGACUCAAAUCAUCUAAAUUUAUAUACACCCACACACAUACAAGAAAUACAAACACAAUUACAAAUUAUAAUUAGUUUGUACAUAAGUUAAAAGAGUGUAUUGUAUUUAUUUUAUUGCUUUAAUAUACAUACAUACUAUUACCACUACAAUUAAUUUUACUUUUUCUCAAAAUUAAAAUUGCGUUCAUUGACGAACGCCGUUAAAACUUUUCAUUAUUAAAACAUUUUUGAAUUUGUUAAUAAAGUGAAAAUAUAACUAAAU